Molecule: messenger RNA, 1101 nt
Organism: Cynara cardunculus var. scolymus (artichoke)
Lineage: Eukaryota; Viridiplantae; Streptophyta; Magnoliopsida; Asterales; Asteraceae
Product: 1-aminocyclopropane-1-carboxylate oxidase homolog 1-like
Exons: 3
Coding region: 1-1101 (366 amino acids)
Source: RefSeq, a predicted model, not a curated record
AUGGUGAGCAACACGCCAAUCGAAUCAAAUUACGAUCGUGAAUCCGAAUUAAAAGCUUUUGAUGAUUCAAAAUCCGGCGUCAAAGGCCUUGUCGACGCUGGAUUGACAAAAAUCCCUCGUUUUUUCCACCAUCCUCGACCCAUAAUCAACGAGCCAAAAUCAUCAACUCUUCAGACUCAGGUCGAUAUCCCAAUUAUAGACCUCAAAGAAACCAACGCUCGGGCCGAGAUUGUGGAAAAUGUUCGAUAUGCUGCUGAAAACUGGGGAUUUUUCCAGAUAAUCAAUCAUGGGAUCCCGCAGAGGGUAUUGGAUGAGAUGAUUGAUGGAGCACGAGGUUUUCAUGAGAUGGAGACGGAGGAGAAGAUCAAGUAUUACUCUCGUGAUUACCAGAAGAAGUUUUUUUAUACCAGCAAUUUUCAUCUGUUUACAGGUGAUGCAGCUAGCUGGAAUGAUACGUUUCUGUCGGUUAUGGCUCCUCAACCCCCUCAACCUGAAGAACUUCCCCCAAUUUGCAGGAACAUCAUAACGGAGUACUCUGACCAAAUCAUGAAAUUGGGGUUUACUCUUCUGGAGUUGUUAUCUGAGGCUCUUGGUCUAAAACCAGAUCACCUCAAAAGUUUGGGAUGUGGUCAAGGACUUUUUGUCUUGGGUCAUUACUACCCACCUUGUCCUGAACCAGAAUUGACAUUUGGUGCAAACUACCAUACUGAUUCUGGUUUCUUGACCAUAGUUCUACAAGAUUCAUUGGGUGGCCUUCAAGUCUUACACCAAAAGCAAUGGGUUAAUGUCUCACCGCUUCCGGGUGCUUUAGUCGUUAAUAUCGCGGAUCUUUUGCAGCUCCUCACGAACGAUAAAUUCAAAAGUGUCCAUCAUAGAGUAUUGGCACAAAAAGGAACACCGAGGAUAUCAGUGGCAGCCUUCCUGCGGCCGUUUCAUGAGGGGAUCGAGUCAAUUGUUUACAGGCCGAUCAAAGAGUUGGUAUCUGAAGAAAACCCUUGUGUAUACAAGGACGCCAGCUUGGACGAAUUUGUGAGACUUCGAAGGAAUGCUGAAGGACUAGAUGGAAAAUCUGCCCUUGCUCCUUUCAAGUUGGAUCCAUGA